Molecule: messenger RNA, 7222 nt
Organism: Gopherus evgoodei (Goodes thornscrub tortoise)
Lineage: Eukaryota; Metazoa; Chordata; Testudines; Testudinidae
Product: KIAA0319 like
Exons: 22
Coding region: 96-3596 (1166 amino acids)
Cellular component (GO): cytoplasmic vesicle; plasma membrane
Molecular function (GO): protein binding
Source: RefSeq, a predicted model, not a curated record
UGCUGCUGAGUGAAGCCGAGAGAAGGCGCCUCCGACCCCGCGCACGCCCAGUUCCUCGGGGCUCUCCCCUGACUACGGGGGCAGCCCCGGCCCCCAUGGAAGCGGGGGUGGAGGCUGCGCGGCCCCCCGGCGAGAGGCGCUGGAGGCCUGAGCCCCCCCUGAGAGCCCUGGUUCUGCCCACGAAGGCCAUGGAGAAGAGGUUGGAAGCCAAGUUCAGCAUUAGCUUCUGGAUUUUAUCAAGACAUUGGCUGGGAAGUUUUCACUUGUUCUACAUGUGUGCCUGCCUCUGUGCCCUCUCUUCAUCUACAGAUGCAAACUGGAAUCGAGCCGUGUGCCAGCCAGAGAAGAUCCUGCUUGGUGGCCAUUUGAGAUCAUGGGGAGAUCGCCAGCUACAGCUUGUGGAGGGAUUUCACUCUGCCCAGUCAUGUCAGGCUGCUUGCUGCCAGAGCCCCAGCUGUGAUGCCUUUUGGCUGUUGGAAAAGAUGUGUAUCCAGGUGAACUGCAUGGUUCCCCACCAGUGUCAGACAAGCAGGACUGACUCCUCAGAUUCCAUUUUGGUGUUUCUAAAGAAAUCGAAAACUACAGAGCGCUCCUUAAGCUCUCAAUGUGAAGGUGAGGUGGAGACUUUGCUUCACAAGUUGUUGGAUUGGUGCACGCCAGUCCAAGCCAAAAAGAGACUGCGAAGGUCCUUCUGGGAGCUGUUGACCCAAAAACAGAAUUUGGCAAAUGACAAGAGGGGCUUGCUGAAAAGGGAUACAAGAGAUCUCCCCACCAGGGGGAAUGCUGAAAAUCUGUCAGCCAGUACCUUGGACAGCGCAUCUAAGAGCGGCUUGAGUAAUAUUGGUCUAAAGGAUAACCCAGAACCUGGGCCUUCAUUGGGGGAGGGGUAUGUUCCCAGUGACCAUGCAACUCAAGAGAAAACUUCACUGCAAAAUGGAACGGACUCAAGAGAAGAGAAAAACAGAAGCCCUGCCUCUCCUGAGAGCCACAGUGUGAGUGGACUGAGUGAUCCAGCUGGUAGCGGCUCUCUAGGGGCUCAUGCAGGAACAUCCACGUCAGAACUCCCAGUGCUGGCUACGUUCUCCAGCCCCAUAGCACAGGGUUUGACUGCCACUGGCAAAGCUGAGAAACUCAAGCAGUCAAACAACACUUCCGUCCAGCCUCUUUCCUUAGAGGAGAUUCUCCCUACGAUCAGUGCUCUGCAGGGGAAAAACACGAUGAAGAUGCAGACCAUUACCGCUAUGCCCACUGGUGUUCCCACCAAUGACAGCGGUACCACAGUCCAGACUAUCCCUGCCAGGUCAUCAAGCACCUCUACACCAGUGCCAGUUAUGAAGGAGCUGGUAGUUUCUGCAGGAAACAAUGUCCAAGUGACCCUGCCAAAAAAUGAAGUUCAGUUAAAUGCAUUUGUCCUUCCUGAACCACCAACAGGAACCAGCUACACCUAUGACUGGGGGCUGAUUACUCACCCAAAAGACUACAGUGGAGAGAUGGAAGGCAAACACUCCCAGACCCUCAAGUUAUCUAAGCUCACCGUUGGUCUGUAUGAAUUUAAAGUGAUAGUUGAUGGAGGAAAAGCACAUGGGGAAGGUUAUGUGAAUGUGACAGUUAACCCAAAGCCUCGUGUGAAUCAGCCUCCUGUGGCUAUUGUGUCACCACAAUCCCAAGAGAUUUCUCUGCCAACCACCUCUACUGUCAUUGAUGGCAGCCAAAGCACUGAUGAUUAUAAAAUUGUCAGUUUCCAUUGGGAAGAAUUGAAGGGGCCACUACGGGAAGAGAAGGUAUCGACUGACACUGCCAUAUUGAAACUGACCAACUUAGUACCCGGGAAUUACACAUUCAGCCUAACAGUUGUGGAUUCAGAUGGUGCCAGCAACUCUACCACUGCCAGCUUGACUGUGAAUAAAGAAGUGGAUUAUCCUCCAGUGGCAAAUGCAGGCCCAAACCAAGUGAUCACGCUUCCCCAAAACUCUAUCACCUUGUACGGGAACCAGAGCACUGAUGAUCAUAGCAUUGUCAGCUACGAAUGGUUACUCAGCCCCAGUAGCAAAGGAAAGGUGAUGGAGAUGCAGGGUGUGAGGACACCAAUAUUACAGCUCUCUGCAAUGCAAGAAGGUGAUUACACCUAUCAGCUAACAGUGACUGAUUCUGCAGGCCAGCAGUCCACCGCUGAGGUCACGGUGAUAGUGCAGCCUGAGAAUAAUAAGCCCCCCAAAGCAGAUGCUGGCCCAGAUAAAGAACUCACCCUCCCUGUGGACAGCACCACUCUAGAUGGCAGCAAGAGCUCAGACGACCAGAAAAUAGUCUCCUUCCUGUGGGAGAAAACACGGGGCCCGGAUGGUGUAAAACUGGAGAAUGCCAACAGCAGCAUUGCCACUGUAACUGGGCUUCAGGUUGGAAUGUACGAAUUCACGCUGACUGUCAAAGAUGAAAGGAGCUUGCAAAGCCAGAGCUCAGUUAAUGUCAUUGUCAAAGAAGAGAUGAACAAACCACCAGUGGCAAAGAUUGCUGGGAAUGUUGUCGUCACCCUGCCUACAGACACAGCAGCCUUGGAUGGGUCCAAAUCCUGGGAUGAUAAGGGAAUUGUCAGCUACCUGUGGACCCGAGACGAGGGGAGUCCUGCGGCUGGGGAGGUGUUAAAUAAUUCAGACCACCACCCUCUGCUUUUCCUCUCCAACCUGGUGGAGGGGACAUACACGUUCCAUCUGAAAGUGACAGAUGCCAAAGGAGAGAGUGAUGCAGAUAGGACCACUGUGGAAGUCAAAGCUGAUCCAAGGAAAAACAAUCUUGUGGAGAUGAUACUGGAUGUUAAUGUCAGCCAGCUGACGGAACGGCAGAAGGGUAUGUUAAUCCGUCAGAUAGGCGUUCUGCUGGGCGUCCUGGACUCGGACAUUACUGUACAAAAGAUCCAGCCUUACACAGAGCAGAGCACAAAGAUGGUGUUCUUUGUGCAGAACCAACCACCCGAUCAGAUCUUCAAAGGGCACGAUGUAGCAUGGACGCUCAAAAGUGAACUCCGGAAACAGCAGUCAGACUUCCUCAUCUUCCGAGCACUAGAAAUUAAUACAGUCACAUGCCAGCUGAAUUGCUCCGAGCAUGGGCGCUGCGACUCCUUCACGAAGCGCUGCAUCUGUGACCCGUUCUGGAUGGAGAACUUCAUCAAAGUGCAGAUGGGGGAGGGCGAGAGUAACUGCGAAUGGAGUGUGCUGUAUGUGAUCAUUGCGUCUUUUGUCAUUGUGGUUGCCUUUGGAAUCUUAUCCUGGACUGUGGUCUGCUGUUGUAAGAGACGAAAAGGAAAACCCAAAAAGAAAAGCAAAUACAAGAUUUUGGAUGCCACAGAUCAGGAGAGUCUGGAGUUAAAACCAAACCUCAAAGCAGGCCAGAGGAGAAGCAGUGAUGCUAGAGAAGGCAGCAGACAGAAAGCUCAGGUCCUUAACACCAGCCUGAUGCAUUCCGAAUCUGAACUGGACAGCGACGAAGCCAUCUUCACAUGGCCAGACCGAGAGAAAGGGAGACUACUGCGGAGUCAGAAUGGCUCCCUGCGCAAUGGGCAGGUGCUGCCCAAACCGAAGAACCAGAGGGAAGAGAUCUUGUAGCCAAGCGCUAAGUUGCCUUUAGCUAAGGGACCGAGUGAAAAGGGAGGCGACUCCAUUCCCCUGUCCCAGGGGGCCCUUGGAGACCAGCUGGAUCGUGUUAGGACAAAGCUGCUAACUUAUUUCAUGGAAACUACCUUUGUUUUUGUGGGUUUCUUUUCGUUCGACUAGAACUGGCUGUACUUGAAUCCUGACUUAAAGGGAAAUCAAAGGGAGGAAAAGGACCUGUGAAAUACAGACUACCUGGCAUCUGGAAUGCCACAGGACAGAACCACUUACCACAGCUGUGAAAGCACAGACCCACCCACCUCCUACUGCAAUGGAGGCAAAAUUCCCAUGGACCUUCAGUCUACUCCCUCCUGGAGGAUUCUUCUCUCUGAAGGAGGGUCAGGGUCGGGCUUGUGAGAGCCGUGCUUUGGGCUCCCAUCAGACCACCACAGCCUCCAACAGUGAUGGCACACUGACUGACUGACUUUUUAAAAAAGAAAAACAAACCUAGCUCACAUGCUACUUCAGCUGCAGAAAAAGCUUUCCCCCCCCCGCGCUCUACCCCACCCCGCUCCACUGAUUAAGCACCAUUUUCUAAGAAAUUAACCUUGUCCUUUCACACCAGCUAACCGCGUGGGGUGGGGGACAUUCAAAAUACUGUGCUCACCCAGAAUGGCCUGCAUCAGUUCACAGCUAUGAAGGGGUUGUAAUUGUUUUAAAUUGUUAGUCUUAUCACUGGGAAUGGAGAUAAAAUGGCACCUAAUCAGAUGCCAAAAACUAAGCUGGAGUGAACAGCCCAGCUCCAGAGUCUGUGCUAGCCAGCUGAAUGGGGCGCCCCCAUCCCUGCACCCAGCUCUUCCGGGUUUGUACCAGACCCAGGGGAUCAUUUGCCAGUGCGAAGGAGAGUGCCUGCCUUUCUGGUAUCUGUGACUAAUAGUUUAAUUCCAAAGCCCUGGGAAGCUUGUUCAGCUCCACGGCACACUGUCGAUUCUGAAACACUUCAGUGUGUGCUCUGUGACACUGUAGAAUAUCAGUACUGCCCUCCCUACUGUACGAUGCCAUGAUGCUGUCCUUUCUUCAAACACUUACACACGUCAAAGACAAACAUGGGUGGAUACCUUCACUCCCCGAUGGCUGGACGUCCCCCUCCAGCUGGCACUUCAGUAGCCUUUUGUUGCGCUGUCAUUGAGUAGCCCUGUGUAUGCUCCUAGCAUGGAAUUGUUUUGACUGAUGGCUGACAUGCACACGUCAAAUUUAUUAACUGACUGAAACAGGGACCAUUCAGAUCCUCUUUGCCCAAAUACCUGCAGGUGGCUCCCAGAGGCACAUCCCCAUAGGGAGUGUGUCCUCGCUGGGCAGCGUGGUUCUGAACUACAUGCCCCUUUCAGUCGAUGACAACGGGGAGUCGAGUGAUUGUGUGUGACGCUCCCUCCCCAUUGCCAUGUCUGUCUCAGCAUGCUGCUUUCUUGAGCCAAACCUCCAUCCUUGGCAAGUGUUUGCCCUUUUCAAUGAGGUGUCAGAUGCCUCAGCCCCUCUAGGGUGAGUACUUAGUUUUUGGCCUUCCUUUGUGUUUAAUUAAACUGGUAACUUGUUUCAUUGGCUUCCUUUUUUGGAUACUGAAAGACAAAAGGCUUUAAACUCCGAAGUUGUAUUUAUGUUGCUGCACUACUGAUUUGUGUUGAACCAGAUGAAGAUUAAAUUAAAAUCUAUUUAAUUUGAGGGAGUGUUCCCCUCUGAAUGUAGUCAUGGCUGCUGCUAAUUUAAUGUUUCCGUGCAAUGAGAUGUCUUCCUUAGGCACAAGUGUUGGAUUCUGUGUUUAUUUCUACUUGGCUAAUAAGACAUGAGGAUUUUCCCAGUUGACUUAGGCCAGCUGUAGUUCUUGACCUCAUGUGAUAGUGCCUGUUCCUCUCUCCAGACUCCUGUGGUGGGCUCAGCCUGGCUGGUCUCCCCCUAGGUGAUGGGACCACCAACAUGUUGCCAUAAUCCCACAUGCACUCCUGCCUUCCCCCCGCCCCCCAUGCAGGGUGAAGGUAACACCAGACUUCUCCAUUUAAAGGGACACAGUCAAGUUAAAAAUCACACUUCGGUCUGAAAUUUACUGUUGUAAGUAGCACUGAAACCUGUGGGCAGGGUGUCAUCCAUGAAACUCUUUUAAACUGAUGGUAGGUAACCCUUUAAUCUUCUCCUCCCUUAGGCACAUACUUUAAGCUGGUCACUCCCCUUCUGUCCUGGGGAGGUUCUCCCUGCAAGGAACUCUCAGCCUGUUUGCAGCAGUGAGGCUUUUAGGAAUUCUUUUCCUGCAGAGAUCAGUACCUCUCACAGGAGAUGCACGCUGUGCCUUUACACUGGCGCUCUGCCUUCCUGUUACAGAAGGGGGAAGCAUUAAAACCUGUCCAGCUAUUACUCGACAGAACCUUUGUUUAGCUGAGGGGUUGUUUUUUUCCUUCCUCCUGUUUCACUGUGGGAACUGGUCACUUACACCGAAGUGCUUUAGUUGGCUGACUGCACCGCUGUCGAUAGAAUAGUUGUUUCCUGCCUGGCAUGGAGACGACUUGCAUUUUGCAGAAGGCGAUAGGCCUUCUACAGACUCCUUGCUAACCAGUUUUGGUAGGAGAGCUUCCUGUCCUUAGUCAUUUGUCAUCUCAAAAUGCAGGCUUAUAACCGCAGAUCACAAGUCCCGAAAGUUAGAUUUCCUGCUUGCCAUUAGUAUUCUUUUAUUGUGCAACAUUCCGCCUCUGCAUGAAACACCCCCUCAGCUACCUCCCAAAAAAACCCUGUUCUGCACUUCAGAUAUUAACCCUUUGUGCCUCUAAAUUGUUUCACCCUAACAGAGGUUAUGAAGAAGUAUGUCCAGUAAUACACCUGCCCUCACUGUGCCCUGAUAAUUGUGAGAAGCUUUUCAUAAAUGAAUUUGGAAUCUAGGAGACUCUAAUGUCAAUCAAGGGACAAGAGGUCAGUGAAAAACCCUGACAAGCAGAAGGUGAAAGCAUUAGUUGCCUUGAUGUGAAAAUCUCCAUUAGGGUGGAAGAGGGUGUGGGCAGAUUGUCUGCUUGGAAAAAGACAACAGCCCAUGUUAGAGACGAUCCUCCUCUGAUGUAGGCGUGUGUACAAUGAAAGCAUUAGUUUAAAAUCCUGUAACUCCCUUUCCUCCUCCUCCCCCCAGGGUAUUAUUAAUAUCAUUGCUCAUUUGUUACCUAAGUACCCUGAUCCUGGUUUGACCUUGCAAUAAGAUGUUUUCUGCAUGGGUAUGCAUUAUGAUUUCACAGUUAGAGACUCUAUGGCUACAAGUUACCCAUGUGUGGAAGUUAAAAGCUGAGACAUCUGUUAGAUGAACCAUCAGCCGAAUUUGAUUUUGUUUUCCUCACUCUUCAGUGUAAAUGUAUUUCAGACACACACUUGUGUUUAGUAAAGAUGUUUGAGUCAGAGGCCAGAAUCUCUUGCUAUGCUGAGAUCCAGUUUUAAAUAGUUUUUGUUAAUUUUUCCUUGUUCUGUACAUUGGGGUGGCCCAACCUGUCUGACCUUUAAUUUCAUGAUGUUUGUUUGAUUGCAGUGUUACUUGGAUCAAGACUGGAAAAUGAUUUUUUUAAAAACCACAUUUCUUGCAAAUAAAAGGGGAAGUUGUUUUGCUGCUGCUUAUCUUA